Messenger RNA from Scheffersomyces amazonensis, 1152 nucleotides. Its product is annotated as 2',3'-cyclic-nucleotide 3'-phosphodiesterase. The record is from RefSeq and is a predicted model, not a curated record. Gene Ontology annotation, biological process: cyclic nucleotide metabolic process. The coding region runs from base 45 to 848 and encodes 267 amino acids. The transcript is spliced from 2 exons. Gene Ontology annotation, molecular function: 2',3'-cyclic-nucleotide 3'-phosphodiesterase activity. NCBI's taxonomy places the organism in Eukaryota, Fungi, Ascomycota, Pichiomycetes, Serinales, Debaryomycetaceae.
UCACCUUAAGAGAUCUUUGAUAAGAAUAUAUAUUUAUAUUAAACAUGGCAUUAGGCGUUGCAUUAUGGUUGUGUCCUAAACAAUCAUCAGCAAUUUAUGAUAAAUUGACUACAUUGAUGAGUUCAUUAAAUACGUUAUUUCCUGGUCAACCUCCUAGAUUUGAUCCACAUAUUACUAUCACGACCAACGUUGAUGUGAAUUUAGAAAAUCAGGAUCAAACUAGAGAAGAUGUCGAUAGAAUAUUAUCGGCAUGUGUUGCAGCAUUACAUUCAUUACCAAAAAAGCAUACAAAUCUUGUAACAUUAGGAAGAGUUAAUAGUCAAAGAAUGUUCUUCAAAAAGCUUUAUUUUCAAGUAGGCAAAGAUCCUAAUUUAUUAUCAUUUGCUCGAAUCAUUCGAGAAUUGUUUGUCAUAUUACCUCAAGAUAUAGAGUUAGAAAAUCAAAAAGUAAAUCCUCAUUUAUAUAGUAAAGAUUCAAAUGGAAUUCUUAAACGAAAGAAGCUGAAGAAAUCUAAAGCUAGUAGUACAAGUAAGUCUGAUAUGGAGCCUACUACUAAAGAGUUAGAUUUAAAAUAUCUACAAGAAAGAGCUGCUUAUAAGGCAGCUGAAUGGUCUGCACAAGAGUAUGACCCUCAUCUUUCAUUAGCAUACAGUGACAUUCAUCCAAUUGAUAAUGCAUUAUGGAGAACUAUCAAGACAAGAAUACUGGAUUAUUUGAAUAUUGAGAACUGUGAUGCUGAAGAUUUACUAGAUAAUGGCUAUGGCUGGGAUGGAGGAGUUCUUAAAUUGGUACUUUGCGAAGGGCCAGUCAACGAAUGGAUCACACUAGGCAGUGUUGACAUUCAUUAAACUCUCAACAAAAAUAUAUGAAGCAACUAAUAUGUACUUGUAAUUAGUUAAUUGUAUUAUUAAACCCUUUUAAUAUAAAAAUAUAGUCUACAAUUGUUAAAAUAAUUGAAAUACUAUAAACAAAAAAUAAUGAAGGAUGCGAGGUUCGAACUCGCGCGGACAACCGUCCAACAGAUCUUAAGUCUGCCGCCUUAGACCACUCGGCCAACCCUCCAAUUGUAUGAAAACCAAUGACGCGUUUUUCAAAAUCAGAUUUCAUUUAUCUGCUUAUAUGCAGGAUUUAGUGGUCUGUGUGCAGGAUUUU